Molecule: messenger RNA, 981 nt
Organism: Funneliformis mosseae
Lineage: Eukaryota; Fungi; Glomeromycota; Glomeromycetes; Glomerales; Glomeraceae
Source: the annotation of a GenBank genome assembly
AUGUCUAACGAUUUGUUAAAAAUAAUUUCCAAGGAAUAUAAUGAUUUACUUGAAACUGGAGAAUUUUCAGAUGUUGAAAUAUUGGUCGGAGAGGAAUCAAAUCCCAAAAUGUUAUACCUACAUUCUUGCAUCUUAAAACUUCGUUCAAAAUAUUUUCGUACCUUAUUAACCGGUAAUCGUAUCAAAACCAAGAAUAACAUUAUUAAACUUCAAUGCCCUGGUAUUUCCGUUAAAAUUUAUGAAAUACUCAUCAAGUACAUAUAUUGCGGUUUAAUUGACCUUGCAUCUAAAGAUACUAGAACAAAUAUUACGAUCUUAAUCGGUGCUUAUGAAUUAUGUUUAACCGAAUUAUGCGAUUACGUCGAAGAUCAUCUACUACAAGAUAAAAUAUCAUUGAUACAAAAUUUUGUUCUCGUUCAAAAUGUUGUAUUUCAACACAAUCAUUUUAAAAAAUUAACACAAUUUUACGAAAACACUUUUCAACAAGAUCCUUCAUUGAUUUUUAAAGCGGAUGAUUUUACAACCAUUAAACAUGACAUUCUACUUGACCUACUUAUUAAGGAUACACAUUCUUUAGAAACCAUUGAAGUUUGGGACAAACUCAUUGAAUGGAGUGUUGCUCAAUCCAAUGGAUUACUACCAUCUGACGCUACUACCUGGUCCGCCGAUAAUAUUUCCACAUUUGGGAAUUUAAUACAACCUUUUAUUUCUCAUAUCAACUUUAAAGCUAUGAAUCCGUCAGACUUUCAUCAGAAGAUUAAACCAUUUAAGAAAAUUUUUGAUAAAGAUCGUUAUAUUGAAAUUCUCGAGUAUUAUUCUUUUAAAUCUUUUAAAACCUAUUCUCACUCUCAACAAUCUAAACGAGGUUUUGUACUAACCGAGCUAAUAAAGCUUAGUCAACUUUGCAAGAAGAUCAAAAGUACCGAUUUUUCUAUGUAUAAUUACGACUUACUUGUUCUGGAGUUAGAGAUGGAUAGAUAA